This is a messenger RNA of Agrilus planipennis (emerald ash borer), 1683 nucleotides long. Its product is annotated as glycine-rich protein DOT1-like. The record is from RefSeq and is a predicted model, not a curated record. The transcript has 7 exons. Lineage: Eukaryota; Metazoa; Arthropoda; Insecta; Coleoptera; Buprestidae. The coding region runs from base 157 to 1197 and encodes 346 amino acids.
AUGGUUGUGAGAGUACAGAGCGCCAUCAGCUCUCAGCGUCCAUCUCGUCCAUUUUGGUCAUUUUGGUAGUUUCGUCGUUGUUGUAGUUGUAUGUUGCCGGUCUCUUGUUACGAAAAGUAAAUUUAAAAACAGCCGUUUAACCUAUUAUAACAAAAAAUGGCUGAUUCAGUAACAGCAGCAUCACCUGCAGUAGUUUCUGCUGCUCCAGCUAAUGGUGCUGGUGAUGCUAAUAAUGGACCACCACAGAAUCGAGGAGGUGGAGGCCGAGGUCGAGGAAUGGGUCGAGGAGGUCCACCACGAGGUAGAGGAGGCUUUAUGAGAGGAAGAGGUGGACCGGGAGGUCCUCCUGGCAGAGGUGGUAUGAUGAGAGGAAGGGGAGGACCAAGAGGAGCUCCAAGAGGUGGACCUAGAGGAGGGGGUAUGGUAAAUUUAGGAGGUGGUAUGGGUGGUCCUGGUGGCGACGUUAAACCUGGGGGAGGUUUUGGCGGCAGAGGUGGACGUGGAGGAAUGGGAGGUAUGAGAGGUGGCCCUGGUGGACGAGGUGGACCCGGUGGUUUUCGAGGCGGCAGAGGUGGUCCUGGAGGUGGAGGGCGAGGCGGUCCUGGAGGUCGAGGCAUGGGUCGUAUUGGCGGUGGUGACCGAGGCGGCAGAGGACAAGCUCCAUUCCGCAGGGGAGGACCACCUGGAGGAAAUGGGCAAAUGCCCCACAAGAGACCAAUGGGUAUGGGUGGGCCUGGUGGGAAACGACCUAGAUUUGAUGAUCAACAAGGUGGUUCCAAUGGUUAUGGACAAAGUAGGCAACAAAAUUAUGGCAGCGGCGGAGGUGGUGGUGCUGGAGGUGGUUAUGGAUCUCAACAACAAUCUCAACCUUAUGGUCAAUACAGUCAAUCUGCAUAUGGAGGGCAGCAAUCUGGCGGAGGGGGUGGAGGUAGCUAUAGCGGCGGUGGUGGCGGCGGCUAUGGACAGUAUGAUACGUCGAAUUAUGCAGGUGGUUAUCAAGCUGGCGGCGGAGGUGGAGGCGGGGGACCCUAUGGAAGUGCAGGAGAUGCAUAUUCGUCCGCUUAUGGAGCACCACCACCCGCCCCUUCAGAUGGCUACGGUACCGGUGGUUACAGUAGUGGGGGUGGUUAUAGUAGUCAAGGCAGUGGAGGCGGAUACGACAGUCGGAGUGGUUACGCUUCUGGAGGAUACGUUUAACACCUGACAGCUCUGGGUGAAAAAACUACAUGGAGGGGCACGCCACCGUGAAAUGGAGGCAUACUCAGGAGGAUAAAACAGGUUUUUCUUAUUUUUGAAAUUUACAUAUAAAGUAGACCUAAAAAAGUCGGAUUAUGAUUUUUUUAAACAGAAAGCUUUUUCAAAAAUUUUAUCGAAACGUAAUGGUAUAUGAAAAGCCAAAAAGUAAGGAAAUUAUAGUUCAUUGUCUUUUUUUCUUUUCAUGGUGUACAAAAUUCAAGUAAUAAUCUUAUAUUAAUUUGCACAUGAACAUAUUUUUCUGAAUUUAUGUUUAUAAAAUGAACGUUCACAGAAAAGAUAUUUUAAGGGAUUAAAAGGUAUAUUAGCGUUGUCUGAAGGAAGGUAAGAAAUUAAUAACUGAUCGCAUAAACUGUGAUAUAUUUUUACUAUAUAAAUUGUUUAAAUAUUUUCUACUUUUUCCAUUUAGUAAAAACAUUUCUAAGAAAA